CAUGUAAAGUUUACCAAACAAUAUGUAAACAAGAUUUGCGUCCGGUGUGAAGCAAUGAAUGAAAUAUAUUUUACGUCUUUAUGCAUUUUUUCUAUCAUCGUUAGCGAAGUGUGCGUCGAAAAAUAGAGAACGAUGGAUUAUGAUUUUAAAGUUAAAACGGCAGCGGAGCGCAUCAAAGUAGAAGAUUUAUUCGAAUUUGAAGGCUGUAAGGUCGGGCGAGGGACAUACGGUCAUGUUUACAAAGCACGGAGAAAAGACGGGACAGAUACCAAAGACUACGCCUUAAAACAAAUCGAAGGAACAGGUCUAUCUAUGUCGGCUUGUAGAGAAAUAGCGCUUCUACGUGAACUGAAGCAUUCAAAUGUCAUUAAUCUUAUUCGAGUAUUCCUUUCUCAUAACGAUCGUAAGGUAUGGCUGUUGUUUGAUUAUGCGGAACAUGAUUUAUGGCAUAUAAUAAAGUAUCAUCGUGCAGCGAAAGCAAAUAAGAAGCCUGUAAUGGUACCAAAGGGCAUGGUUAAAUCAUUGUUGUAUCAAAUUUUGGAUGGUAUUCACUACUUACAUUCGAACUGGGUUCUGCAUAGAGAUCUGAAACCAGCAAAUAUCCUUGUAAUGGGAGAAGGACCUGAGCGAGGCCGUGUGAAGAUUGCUGAUAUGGGGUUUGCACGUCUCUUUAAUGCUCCACUCAAGCCUCUAGCUGACCUUGACCCUGUGGUAGUCACAUUUUGGUACAGAGCUCCUGAGCUGCUACUGGGUGCACGCCACUACACAAAAGCCAUUGAUAUAUGGGCAAUAGGCUGCAUAUUUGCUGAGUUGUUAACAUCAGAACCAAUUUUCCAUUGCCGGCAAGAGGAUAUCAAAACAAGUAACCCGUAUCAUCAUGAUCAGCUGGACAGAAUAUUUAAUGUGAUGGGAUUUCCAUUGGAGAAGGAUUGGGAAGAUAUUAAGAAGAUGCCAGAACAUCCAACACUUCUUAAAGAUUUUAAACGAGCCAACUAUUCAAACUGCUCAUUGGUGAAGUAUAUGGAUAGACACAAAAUUAAACCUGAUAGCAAAGCAUUCCAUUUGUUACAAAAGCUACUGUUGAUGGACCCAACAAAGAGGAUAACAUCUGAGCAGGCUAUGCAGGAUGCCUAUUUUCAGGAGGAGCCACUUCAUACAGCUGAUGUGUUUGCUGGCUGUGCAAUUCCAUAUCCAAAGAGGGAAUUCUUGACUGAUGAUGACAACGAAGAUAAGUCAGACAACAAGGCUCGACAGAAUCAGCCGCCCAAUGGCAACCAAGGUGGUGGAGGAGACCAAGGCAAUCACAACCACCACAAUGGCCAUGGGCCAAGUGCAAAACGUGUACGUCUUCAGCAGCCAGGUGCAGGAGGGCUCUCAGCUCAGCAGCAACAGCAGCAACAACAGCAACAGCAGCAAGCCCAACAGCAGCAACAACAACAAGCACAGCAGCAGCAGGCACAGCAACAGCAGGCAGAUUUCCAUCAGCAGCAACAGCAACAGCAACAACAGCAAGCAGCAGCAGCUGCAGUCGCUGCUGCUGCCAUGAUAUAUACAUCCACUGCAAACACACAACCGCAAGCAUCGUUCCAGCGUUUCUGAAUGGCAACAAUAUUGCCUUGUGAAUGACUGUUGAGUGCCAAAAAUUCGUGCUGUUUUUUAAUGCCAUGAUUCAUUGAAUAGACUGAUGAUAGUGCACAAACCAUUGUGUUGAUGUCUGUCGUUCAGGACUGCGGGUGACUUUCAGCACCAACAUUUUUACUGAAUGCAUAAAUGCUACAAAUGCGCUUUUGAGAGACACAAACUUAUAGGUUGCUGACAGGACAUACAAGGCAUCCACCGCUCACAUAAAGUGCUCUUAUGAAGGGAAAUGACUUUUAACUGAAUGAUCAUUUAAAAAUACUGUACAUGUGACGGGUAUGUCUUACACAAGUGCAAUAAAAGUUUACAUCUAAAUUCAGUUCCAUGUUAUUGAUUUCUCAUGUACAUUUCUCAGCAUGCAUACCAUGUCAUCUUUUAAUUAUUAAUGUACAUUGCAAAUAUACGUAAAAAUGAUACACUGAACAACAAAAUUCUAAGUGCACGAGGAUAGAGAAAGAAGACCAUAAAUAUCUAACCUGCAACUGCUGCUGAAUUUCAAUAUCUUUAGAUAGGAAUCUCCUCUUUCUUCUUCUUUUUUAUAUUUUUUUAAAAUUUUAUUUUAUUAUUUUUUUUAAAAGAGAGAGAGAACUGAUAAAAGAGCAAGAGAGGAGUGAUAACACAAAUUGGAGUAGACAUACGACUUUUAUUACUUGUGUGCCGGAAUGCAGUGUAAAAGGUUCCCCACCCCCAUCCCCUACCUCUCCCCGCUCCCUGUACAUCAGCUUAGGAGGAAAAACCUUUGUUUCUGAAAGCUCACUCUUAAUGCCUGCUUUUAAAGACACAUUAAGUAUUUGUGCACAUGGUCUCCUUUGUCUAUGUUUACGUUAACAUAUCUUCAUAAAAGAUUAAAAUGAAAGUAAAGACUUCAUAAAAGCAGUUUUCAAAUUAUGGUUGUUCAUUGUGCAGUCAUUGUGUAGUAUAAAUAAAUUUCAUCUUUUUUCUUCUUAUUACCAAUAGAAAACAAUUUCCUGUACCUUGAGGUGUUUAGCUGUUUUUUAGUUCUCAUUUGACAGUUAUUGAAUGUGGAAAAGCAGUAUAUUAAUGUUGCUGAGAAAUACAACAAAGAAAUCAUUCAUUCUUUCAUGCAUUGUGUUCCAUAAAUCCCAUCAUAAAAAGUGUUUCUUGAGGGAUGUGGAGUGAGUCAAGUUAUACAUAACAGGUAAAUCAAAUGCAGAAUCAUUAUUUAAGUCAUACUCAGAAGUAAAGAGAUAUUCAGAAGGAAGAAUACAUGUCAUUAAAGACUUAGAAAUUUUGACUGUUACCCAGAAGCUCUAAUCCCGGUGAUGGUUGCAACUACUUGCAUGUAACAACAUUUUGUAUUUUCAUAGAGCUGUGUAUUAGAAGUUCUUUGUAUGAGAAGUAUCAGGUGCCUGGAGGUCUUCCACUAUCUACAAAAGUUGUAUCAGGGUAUGUUUACAGCAUUGUGUGCCUGCUAUUUAUUGUUCCUACAGUGAAUCAGUGUGUUUGCAGACAUUUAAGAUAAUAUUUGAAUUCAUGCUCCAUUGAAAUCAAUAUAAUUGCUGUGUGAAGUACUUUCAAAUGAUAAGAAGGUCUCUCUCUGCCUUCCCACAUUACAAAAUAUUAGGAUACAAAAUAUUAGCACAUUUUAUCCAUAUAUUUUUAAUGAAACAGCUGACAAAAUACCAACGAUGGUAAAUUUUUUGUUCAGUAGUAAACAUAACUACAUCAUCUCUUAACAUUUAUUUUUAUGAUAUCCAGCCACAUUAUAAAUAUUUGAUAAACCUCUUUGAAGAGUGAUGUUCUUUCUCUGUCCAACAAGAAUAGUGUUAGGUUCCAAACUCUUCCAGAAUUAUACCCAGUGAUAACACUGUGGUGCUCAAACCAACCUUUAGUUACAGACAGUUUUAAAGUUUCUUCUUCCCUUGAAUUUUAGUAGACUGUCAUUACGUUUCUUUCGAAAAACUAUCUCACAACUAUAUUUAGCAUUACUGCUGUCUCUCUCUGUACUUUCAUGGUAACUGGAACAAUAUGCUUCUUGUGUAAUUGUACUGCAUGUAUGCACACUACUUUUCAAGAAAAAUAUACAAAAAUAAUAUAUGUGAGGAAAUCUCAACAUAUGGAAACCUAAUUUUUGGCAGAAUCAUAUGGUCUUACACAAGACACAAGUACACGGACCUAGAAAACCGUUGUCUCUUUGAAGGCAACAAAAAAAUAUCACAGUGAUUAUUUGUACUUACAAAAGCUUACUUUUUCCUUCAUUAGUUAUAUGAAUUUCACAACUAUGGAAAAUAUGAAAACACGUUUAUAAUUUCAUUUUUAAAUUCAUAAAUAGAAAUGGGAGGGAACUAGUUAGCGUCCCAUUGAUAACUAAGUCUUGGAGGGAGGGGGGG
Molecule: messenger RNA, 3989 nt
Organism: Schistocerca cancellata (South American locust)
Lineage: Eukaryota; Metazoa; Arthropoda; Insecta; Orthoptera; Acrididae
Gene: Cdk8
Product: cyclin-dependent kinase 8
Exons: 10
Coding region: 133-1599 (488 amino acids)
Biological process (GO): protein phosphorylation
Cellular component (GO): mediator complex; nucleus
Molecular function (GO): RNA polymerase II CTD heptapeptide repeat kinase activity; cyclin-dependent protein serine/threonine kinase activity; ATP binding
Source: RefSeq, a predicted model, not a curated record